This is a messenger RNA of Pseudo-nitzschia multistriata, 3604 nucleotides long. The record is from the annotation of a GenBank genome assembly. Lineage: Eukaryota; Bacillariophyta; Bacillariophyceae; Bacillariales; Bacillariaceae.
CGCAUCGACUACUGCCUCGGGUUGCACUGCUUUGAUUCCCCCCGCCCAAAAACCAUCCCACCAACCGCGCAAGCGACGAAACCAAUCCCCAUGAACGAGAACGAAGACUACUACCAGCACCACCACCACCACCACCAUGGCGGGGACAACCUCACGGUCGACGAAAUGAUCGAGGCGUCCGAGCGGGAAGAGGAGGAAGCACUGAACCACAUCCUGGAGCAAACCGUUCGAAGCGACUCCGAGAAAGAGAGGGACGGUUCAUCCGCCACCGACACGAGGACCCCCCGGGGACGCCUGCCGCAGAACCACAAGAACGGAAGAGUGCUCUCGUCCAUCGGCACGACGAACCUCCGGGAGGGUUCCGAGGCCCAGGACAGCCUGGCGGGGGACGAAACGAUUGGCAACAUCGUCGAGGGCAUUAUGGUUUCGCCGGACGAGGAACAACAACAACAACAGCAGCAACAACAACAACAACAACAACAACAACAGCCACACCACCGCCGGGGGGGAAGGUUCGUCACGGACGAGACCUCGGUGGGGAGCAUCUCGGAAGACAUCGAGUGGAUUCUUUCGCAGCAUAACGAAGGCCACCGCGACGGAGGGGAGGACGGGAGGAAGGAUCGUCACCCAUGCGAGGAGGAGGGAAGCCUCACCCUGGUCAGCUCCCUCAGUGGCGGCGACGACUGCGACGACUCGCAGCGCGCCAGGUUUUGGGCGCUGCUGGGGGGGGCCGGGCCCCCGCGGGGGGAGGGGACCCGGGGGGAAAGAGACAAGGACCCCUCCCCGGCCCCGUGGGGGGUGGUGCCCUCCGGGAAGAAGCCUCCCCCCCCCCGAUCGGGAACCGCGGCCACGGCAAGGAACUCGGACUCGGGGAGCAGCGGCCACCACCACCGCGGAAGCAAGCCUUGCGGAAAGCACCUCCCCUUCCCCAGAACGCCCUCGCGGAGCCCACCGAGCAGCCGUUCCGAAGUACCACGAAAGGACGAUUCUCCCCCGGCCACCCCKUCCACGGUCAUCAUCCGCACAAUGAAACGCCGGGGUCCCUCGGGCUACGACGACUACGACUACGGCUAUGGCGACGACGGAUACGACGACGACGGAUGCGACAGCCGCUUCGAGCUCGAGCUAAGCCCCGGCGGCAGCGAUUCCCCAAGGGAGCCCCUUGGUGCCCGCAGCGGCCCGUUCGGCUUUCUCAAGCGCUUUGCCGAGGGCGAGAACGGAACUGUGUGCCGGUGGCUGGCCAUCGGCAUCGCGGUCCUGGUGGCCGUCCUCCUGUCGCUCCUCGCCGCGGUCUUUGCCGAGCUGGGGAGGCCGGCCCCGGYUCCGCUCGAACCCGCAGGGGUGGCCGGGUCUCCCCCCGGCGGGGGUUCCUACGGRAGCUUCGAUCCCCCCCCGGUGGUCCACACCGCGGGUCCCGGUGCUAGUGCUAGUGCUGGUGCCUGGCUGGCCACCUCCGCCCCUCUCGGGGCCGGGGAAGGCGGUUUGACGGAGGAGGCUCUUCCCCUGUUUGCCGAGGACACCGAAACCGGCAUUCCCGUCGCUGCUGCCGAUGUCGACGAUGAUGAUACUGCUGCUGACGCCGAUGCUGAUCUUGAUGCUGAUCUGAAUGCCGAUCUUAAUGCUGAUCUUAAUGUUGAUCUAAAUGUUGAUCCUAAUGUUGAUCCUGAUGUUGAUCCUGAUGUUGAUCCUGAUGUUGAUCCUGAUGUUGAUCCUGAUACUGCUGCCGAUGCUGCCGCCGAUGCUGAUGAUGAUCCUGAUGCUGACCCUGAUGCUGAUCCUGCUGCCGAUGCUGAUGAUGAUCCUGAUGCUGAUCCUGAUGCUGCUGAUGUUGAUGCUGCUGAUCCUGAUGCUGCUGAUCCUGAUGCUGCUGAUGUUGAUGCUGCUGAUCCUGAUGCUGCUGAUCCUGAUGCUGCUGAUCCUGAUGCUGCUGAUGUUGAUGCUACUGAUCAAGAUGCUGUUGAUGUUGAUGUUACUAAUAUUGAUACUGCCGCACAAAAUGAAAACCUCGGACUGGCACCGGCAGRGAAAGAGACUCCUUCCCCGCUUGCUCGAGAAACCGCGGCUCCUCUCACGUCAGYGCAAACCGAAGCUCYCAAGGCGGAAGAAGAAACCACUCUUUCGAUUUCUCGCGACACCAAAGAUCCUUUCACGGAAGCACCGACCAAGGUUCCCGAGGAGGAAGAAGAAGCUGGUUGGGAAACCGCAGCACCGACCGACGAAGAAACAAAAUUCCCUUACACGAAAGCGCCAGUCCAGGAAGAAGGCGAAACCGUUCUUCCCCUUUAUGACGAAAUCAAAGAUCCGGUCACGGAACCACCAACCGAUAAACUUCCGUGGGCCGAAGAAACAAAAGAUCUGUACACGGCAGUGCCAACGGAAGCAUCCAAGCAGGAAGCCCAUCCCCACGAGAUGACCGCGGAAACCCCGGGCAGCAUCUUCCCCAGAGACAAAAGACUCAUGGAAACCAUUGCGACACGGCUGCCGGAGAGCCUGGCGAGGUUGAAAGACAGUGCUUCCCCACAAUACCGUGCGCUCGAAUGGUUGACCGCACACCAGCCCGAUCCCAUCGAAAUACUCAUCAAUCCGUCGCGAUUGGAACAGAAGUAUGCGCUAGCGGUCCUCUACUACGAGACGGGAGGUGAUCAAUGGGAGAAUAACACCGGUUGGUUGACUGGUCACAACGAGUGCGAAUGGUUCUCGACAUCCCAGUCACCGGAUCAAUCCGUUUGUGAUUCCAUGGGGCGAAUCACCGAGAUCGAUCUGAGCUCCAACAACCUCAGGGGUUCCAUUCCGCCCGAGAUUGUUCUUCUCUCUGACCAUCUCAAGAGCAUCUCUGUCGAUGGCAAUUCCCUGUCUGGUGCGAUACCWCCGGCGAUUGGCAGGGAGAUGACCAACCUGGAGCGAUUCGACGCCCAGCGGAAUGCCCUCACCGGGACGAUACCUACCGAACUCGGCGAGCUUGCAAGCCUCACGAGCCUGAAACUCAGCAGCAACAAACUCGUGGGAUCGAUUCCUUGGCAGCUGAGUGACCUCGUCAACCUAGAAACACUCGACCUGUCCUCGAACCAGCUCACGGGUGGAAUUCCUUUUUUGCUGGGUGGCCUGACGGCAUUAAGUAAGUUGCAUGUUUCUGGCACCUGCCGGUCUCGCGUCUCGUUCUCGGUUUUCCCGAUGCGCUCCCCCUGCCCGAUCUAACAGGUGUGUUUUCACCUCUCUUGUUUUUUGUUUGUUCGAUCCUUCCAACCGGCAGACGAGCUGAUCCUCCGGAACACCGGCAUAUCGGGUGGGAUUCCCGUCGAAAUCGCGAACCUCUGGUCUCUAAAAACCCUCCGGCUCGAACAGACCGAUCUGGAAGGAGAGAUGCCGGCUCCGUUUUGCCUCUGGCUGCGGCCGCUCCUGGAAUCCGCCGUGGUGGAUUGCGAGAAGGUUGCGUGUUCGUGCUGCGACGGAUGCUGAGCCGGUCGAUCCAUGAACGAUGCAUUCCUGGCAUACUAGUGAACCGAGGCAAGGCAUUUCGAACAAGUUUGUGAUUUUCACAACGGGAUUGAUUGUUUCGAAUCCAGCAUGAUUUGUAUCUAUUUUGAACUAAACUAUAACGUUAUGA